GACUUUGUGUUGCAAACUUUCAUCGAACUCAGCAAGGAUGGCUGGUCGGUUUGUACCGACAGGCGAGUUGCUGCAAGUGUGGAGAAGAUGGUGUCGUAUGCAUCAGUGGAAUCGAUUGGCUGCCUGUUGAAGACCUUUACCAAGGAACUACAUUCCCUCUUCAACACCAAAUUUGCCCACCAUGUCCUUCAUGCUGCUCUUUGGCAUUGUGCCUUUCAUCCGGACCUUCGCCAAGACGAGCUUAUUUCUUCCUGUGUUGCUGACUAUCUUGACUUUAUGUGGGACAAUUAUGCCAUCUUUCUGCAUCAAUCUCAUGCCUCACCAGCCUUGAGGGUCUAUCUGCAACUCCUCUCCGGAGUAAUCAUUCCGAAAUCGCCUCAUACAGGGCUAUAUGAAGUGGAUAAGGUUGCUAUCAUUGAACCACUUGAUUCAACCUACAAAGAUAGAAUCACUGACUUGACAAAUAAAUUCCUCCUCUCGGAGUCAUUAAAUGCUUUCGUUGUAGACCCCAUGUCUGGUGCUUUUUUACAGACUCUAAUCAUUAUCUGCUGGAAACGGUUAGAAGGGGAUUUUGAGGCUGUCUGCUCGAAUAUCUUGCGCAGAUCACAACUCUUGAAAAUAUCUGAUAAUGCUGAAGUUAUGAAGGUGGAUGAAAAACAAGAAAUCCGAUCGCUCAUCAAACUAUCUCAUCCUCUUGUUUUUGUCUUCGCUGUUGCCUAA
Molecule: messenger RNA, 720 nt
Organism: Hydatigera taeniaeformis
Lineage: Eukaryota; Metazoa; Platyhelminthes; Cestoda; Cyclophyllidea; Taeniidae
Source: the annotation of a GenBank genome assembly